Molecule: messenger RNA, 2929 nt
Organism: Diuraphis noxia (Russian wheat aphid)
Lineage: Eukaryota; Metazoa; Arthropoda; Insecta; Hemiptera; Aphididae
Gene: Nt5b
Product: 5' nucleotidase B
Molecular function (GO): 5'-nucleotidase activity
Source: RefSeq, a predicted model, not a curated record
GUAACGUUAUAUAUAUAUUUUUUUUUAUCGUUUUUAUAAUACCACCCCGCAAGUUACGUUUUAAAACUUUUUAAUCACACUUUUUACUGCACAACAAUGCCUCUGAGAUCCGAACUCGCGAAAGAGGAGGAACUCAUUUCCUCGGUGGUAUCAUCAAGCCUGGCCAGGUGUCAUUUGUCUGAUUGCGAAUUGAUGUGUUUUUUUAAUAUGGAAAAACACAGAAGUAACGCGAGGGAAAACUCUCACAGAAUUUUCGUCAACAGGAGUCUGCACCUGGAGAACAUCAAAUUCUAUGGAUUCGACAUGGACUAUACGUUGGCCGGUACGCGAUCGGGCUUGUGGUUCGAUUCGUUGUACGGUACGCUGCUCAAAGUGGAUUCCUAUGGUAACAUACUCGUCUGCGUACAAGGUUUCGAGUUUUUAAAACAUUUGCUACACAGGGAAAAAACUGGAGUACGCAGUGGCGAUUUGUUAAUGUCGUUCAACUCUAUAUUCCAAGACGUGAGAAACGCAGUGGACUGGAUGCACAUACAUGGCGAUUUGAAAGAAAGAACUAUCCAAAACUUAUCAGAUUACGUCAACAAGGACGCGAGACUCCCGAUGUUCUUGGCUAGGAUUCGGCAAAGUGGCGCCAAGGUGUUUUUGUUAACCAACAGUGAUUACUGGUUUACCAACAUGAUCAUGACGUAUUUGUUCGAUUACCCGCACGGUGCUUCGCCUAGUGAGCCACACAGAGACUGGCAGUCAUAUUUCGACAUAGUAGUGGUAGAUGCCAGGAAACCGUUGUUUUUCAGUGAAGGCACAAUCCUGCGACAAGUGGACACCAAAACUGGAGCUCUGAAAAUGGGCACACACAUUGGGCCUCUGCUAAAAGGCCAAGUUUAUUCGGGAGGCUCCUGCGACAUUUUCACCAAGCUCAUCGGUGCCAAGGGAAAAGACGUACUGUACGUGGGAGAUCAUAUAUUUGGGGACAUUCUCAAAUCAAAGAAGAUACGUGGUUGGAGAACAUUUUUAGUCGUCCCCGAGUUGGUCCAAGAGCUGCACGUGUGGACAGACAAAUGUCAGCUGUUUGCAGAACUACAAAAUUUCGAUAUAGCUCUUGGAAACAUGUACAAAAAUUUAGACAGCAGUACCAACGAAAAACCUGACAUUUCAAAACUAAGAAUGGCGAUGCGCGACGUUACUCACAAAAUGGACUUAUCGUACGGAAUGAUGGGUAGUCUCUUCCGGUCGGGGUCCAGGCAAACCUUCUUUUCGUCGCAAGUCACACGGUAUGCUGACUUGUACGCAGCGACAUUUUUAAAUCUAAUUUACUAUCCAUUUUCUUAUAUGUUCCGAGCACCGGCUAUGCUGAUGCCGCACGAGUCCACUGUGGCACAUGAACACGAACAGAGACUGAGCAAAGAAGACAACGCGAUGGCGUCUGCAGCGGCGGCGGCGGCGACGUUGAAGUCCGUCAGCGAAACUGUGCUAAACGCCAGUAAAAACGUCGUUGCGACUACGACUGCGGACGAGAUUCGUGUUUUCCCGAUCACAGACUCAGAUGCUGCAGGGCACAACCACGUUCAGCACCCAAGUGCCGUCGUCAGUGACGCACACACACGACGAAGACUGUUCGGACGAAGAAGAAGUGCUCGAGACCAAAAAAUAACCGACCAAGACAACGAUAACAAUAACUAUUACAUUAUUUCAUAAACUUUAUUAUUUUAUUUGUAAAUUUUUUUUCUCCCCAACCGCGAUUCCACCAACACACCAUAAUACCUAUAUAUGAUUUACAAACAUUAUUUAUAAUAUUUCUAUAUGUACACAAUUAUAUUGGUUCUAUAUUUCGUUAAUGUUAUUAUUAUUUUUUUUACGAUCACACGCCGCACACAUUUUUCACCUAAUAAUAAUUUACAUGAUAUGAGUAGGUACCUACCAACGCACAUUAUUAUUAUGAUCUUAACGUCGUCGUGCCGACUGUGCAGAUGAAAACGGUUUUUCGUUAGCUGAUGCUGCCUUGCGUCGUCCAAGUUCAGUAUUGCCGGCAUGGUAAAAAUACAUUAUUUGUCACGUGACUGCGAACCACUUUUAUGCGAACAAUUGCACAAGAUUUGCCAAUAUUAUUAUGCCGAUGGAAAUUUUUUUUUAAWGCGUGGCGUUGGAAAACCGUUUUUUGAGCGGUAGGUCGUCGUCGUUUAUCAAUUAUUACCUAUUUUCCUAUAAUACAUGGGUGCGUGAAAUCGGACAAGUACUGAUAAAGAUUUUUCGGAAUUCAUCGGGUACCGCCCACUUAAAAUAUUUUCAAUUUUGUUAUGUUACCGGGAUCAAGUGGGCUGAAAAACAAAUCAAAUUAAUUGUUUGUUACCACUUUUAACCACCGCUGAGAUUGUUGAUAAUUAAUAAUAUUAUAUAAUAAUGUGUUGCAUAGGUUUAAUCGUCUGCCUACCCAAUAUACAGGUCAAGUCUGCAAUAUCGRACGACGUAGGUUAUAUAUUAUAAACGAAAGAUAAAUAUUAUGUGAUUUUUAUAUUAUACGCGGCGACUCGGUGAAUAACKUAUUUGUCUACCGUCCAAUUCGAUUUUUGAACAUAAACAUAUAAAAUAUAAUAUACCGUACAACGUGUUCGUCGACUAUCAGACAAUGCCCUCCCCAAUUGUUGGGCCGAAUUUUAAAGGGUUUCGACAAACUAGAAAGCUACUGAACAGACAUUUAUAUGAACAUCAUCAUAAAUGCAAAUUUAUCGUAACCUAACCAAUAACCAUUUCGGUACGAGUGUAGUUAAACUUGCAUCUUUAUUAAUUUAUUACAAUUAUAUAACUGUAGCAACAAGUGUUUUAAAUAUUUGUUUUUCGAACAUAUUUGCGGGAAUGCCAUUUAGUCAUUUUGAACUUAUUUUUUUCAUGGUUCUAAUAUAAAAAUUACAACUUAAUACCAUGAAUUUAUUUU